This is a messenger RNA of Doryrhamphus excisus (bluestripe pipefish), 2347 nucleotides long. RefSeq lists its product as uncharacterized. NCBI's taxonomy places the organism in Eukaryota, Metazoa, Chordata, Actinopteri, Syngnathiformes, Syngnathidae. The record is from RefSeq and is a predicted model, not a curated record.
UAAGGCGGAUGCAGAUGGCGACAUGCGGCGACCUUAACGCGACGCGGGCGCUGAUGGCGUCGGGGCUGGCGGAGGAUCGCACCGAGGAGGCGGGGAAGGCUCGAACCACAGGGAGCGGGCCCUGGCGGUAACCGACGGACCGAGCAAGAACCAGAAGCCGAGACCGAGGAUGGACGUAUGGCGCGGUGGGAUUCAUUACCUCUCGGCUGCCAUCUUGUGUCCUCUAGCAGCAGCAGGAACUAGCAUGUUAGCUUGCUAGCGGAGGUGUCAAACUUAAUUUUGGCCUCUGUAGCAGGGUAAGAGGUCAGCCGUGUAAAAACAUCAUCAUGUUCUACCUGGAGGCUACUAGCAGUUAGCAGCUAAAAGCUAGCUUAGCACUGUGACCGUGGUAGCAGAAUUCUUGUGUCAAUCGAGUAACGUUAGCAAUGUAGCAACACGGAUUAGCCUGCAUGUUCAGUGGCUAGCAGCUAGCGUGGGCGGGGCAGGGGUGUGAUGGAGUACCACUCUGGUGGCAGCCCGCCCCUGCUGGGGAGACCACGCUACUGCCCCGGCGCCAACGCUAACGGAGGCUACCUGUGUGAGACGGGCCACUGCUGCGGCGAGACGGGCUGCUGCACGUACUACUAUCAGCUGUGGUGGUUCUGGCUGCUGUGGACCGCCCUCAUUGUGUUCAGCUGUUGCUGUGCCUACCGCCAUCGGCGUGCCAAACUGCGGGCGCAGCAGCAGCGGCGCCAGCAAGAGAUCAGCCUGCUGGCCUAUCGGGGUGCCGCCUCCUACCCCUCCUCCAUGCUGGACCUCAGCUUCCUGGCGUCUCUGAAGUUGCCAUCGUAUGAGGAAGUGGCGGCUCAGCCCCCUACCCCGCCUCCCCCCUACAGCUCCGUCUUUACGGCGCCGCGCUACCCGCAGCCCCCGCGAACGGCAGACCCCCACUUACUCAUGCAGCAUGGGCGCCCGCAGCACCGCCCCUUCAGUGACGGCCCCUCCUCGCUCAGCUCGGACAACAGCUCCAGCUGUUCCUGUGACUCCUGCUGCCCCUCCUCUCCAUGUAGCUCCUCCCUCUCCGUCCCUGUGACCUAUGAGACGGACACCAGCCACGCCUCCACGCCCAGCGAGCAAGCAGACCUCUCUCUCAAUAUCGCGGCGCAGGAAGCCGGCGCCUCCUUGCAGGCGUCUCCCUCUCCUGGCGUAGAUGCCACACCUCCCAUGCCGCAACAACAGUCCCUCCCCAGCCCCAUUCUAGCAACCACUUUGCCACCAACCCAAUCUCCUCCAGCGGCCGUCUGUGUUACUUUGGAGCUGGCUGACAUUCCAACUAAUGUGCCUCUCGAAGACCCGGAUGGAAGAGACACAACUUGCCCCGCCCCGACUGUCUUACCCCCCGACAUCACUAUCGAGCCCGUGGCGGCUACCUCUCCCUUCCUCCCCGACCCGCCCACACGCACCUCCACUUCCUGGUUGUUCCCGCCCAAACAGACCCUCUUCUCGCCGUGUGUGGACGUCUUUGAGGCCGAAGAGGAGGCGGAACCGGAGGACGAAGAUGACGUGGACGCCGACGAGAGCCAGUAUCGACAUCGCCGACUGACCGGCGACUCCGGGAUCGAAGUGUGCCGCUGCCAGGUGGAAGACGACCAGGGACGGGAGGAAGACGCAAUCCCGGAGAAGCGAUCUGACCUCCAUGACAGUGCGGACUGCCCUGCCAGAGGCGUGGCCACACUUAGCGAUUCCCCUGAGGAAGUUGGUGAGGUGGUGGUUGUCGUGGAGACGGCAUGACAAGAUGACAGGUUCACUGAGAUCCUAAAUGCCUCCUUAUGGGAUGUCUUCAAAGGUCCACCGGUCCACAGAAGGUCUCUCCUAAAAGCUGGCCUUGCCCUUCUCUCGUGCUCGAUGGCCUGCUUUUGUUUUUCUUUAGCUGGUUCGGGUUACUACAGUACUUGACUUAAAGCUCUCAUUUUAUAAACUUUUUAUGACCCACAAAAACAUUUCCAUAUGUCAGAACUGAAAAAUAAAAACAAACAUCAUGAUAACGCCAAUCCACGCGUACUAUGCUAGCCCACUGCUAGCUAACCCCAGCAUGAGGAAUGUUUCAGCUGGACAUUUAAAGGACAUCUUUUGUCCUGUGCUGUUAUUAACUUAAUAAUAAUAUUUUAAGUGAUUUUUGGGUUUUUUUCAUUGUGGGCUCUUUAGUCACAUGCUGUCGAGUGUUUGUGUUUGUUUAGCGCUUCAGUUUCCGAAAGCUAAUAACCCUUUAUUGUGUCAUAAGAAGGCAGGGAAGACCUUACGAUGCUAAUUAUUGUUCUGAUGUCAGCCUGUGCUAAAAGUGAAGUUAAUAAACGGAUCACAUGUUAAA